Echinococcus granulosus is the source of this 1284-nucleotide messenger RNA. Its product is annotated as Histone deacetylase 8. NCBI's taxonomy places the organism in Eukaryota, Metazoa, Platyhelminthes, Cestoda, Cyclophyllidea, Taeniidae. The record is from RefSeq and is a predicted model, not a curated record. The transcript has 5 exons. The coding region runs from base 1 to 1284 and encodes 427 amino acids.
AUGCUUGCUUUUUGGGUGGCUCUUAACCGAUCCUGUAAUUCUGGCGUCAAAUGCUCUCCCAGGAUGCCCUCUCCCGUUGGUAUUGUGUAUUCAAGUGAAAUCCACCGUCUUUCCGGUCUGUCUCCAAAAUAUGAAAAUCGCUUCUCUCUUGUUAUGGGUCUAACAUUUGCAUAUGGCUUGGCGAAAAAGCUUCUGAAGAUUCCGCCACUGGAAUGGUGCCCUUCAAAAGAAAUGGAGCUUUUGACACAAUUUCAUAGUGAAGACUACAUAAAGGCUCUGCAGCUCCUGGAUAGCUUCUACACAUUGGAUGACGAGCCAAACAUUCCUGAUGACAUAUCCGAACAUCUUAAUGGCUUUGGCCUCAGUUACGAUUGCAACGGGUUCAGAGGUGUAUAUGGCUACGCCCUUUCCGCUGUUCGGGGGACCUUAGCCGCUGUCGAUUCCUUGGUCGAUUCCCAAUGUAAGAUCGCGAUCAACUGGGCAGGGGGUUGGCAUCAUGCCAAGCGCUCCGAGGCUUCAGGUUUUUGCUACCUAAAUGACAUUGUUUUGGGGGCUCAGCGUCUCCUCUCCUCACCCAAAUUCUCUUCGGGUCCAUUGCUCUACAUUGACCUUGACCUUCACCACGGCGAUGGUGUGGAGGAGGCUUUCGCAUACACCUCGCGCGUUGUCACAUUUUCCGUUCAUCACGGUACCCGUGGAUUUUUUCCUGGCUCAGGAGUGCCUGAUGUAAUCACUGGCGACUACUUUAGGGGAGCACGUGGUGGUCAAUUUUCGUGUUUCAAUCUACCUUUGGCCGAAGGAGCUGACGACCACCUGUGGUGGUCCGCAGUAGAGCCCGUUCUCGUAUCCCUCCAUCAGUCCACAAAACCUAUCGCUGUCUUUAUCCAAUGCGGGGCUGAUGCUCUUUCAACUGAUCCACAUCGGAUUUUCAAUUUAUCCGCCUCUCUCACCUCCAAUCAAUCCGCCUAUGUUUCGGCCCUAAAGUUGGUGCUAAGCUGGGGUCUUCCUACUCUAGUAUUGGGUGGAGGUGGGUACCACCUUGCGGACACAGCUCGACUUUGGUUAAUACUGACAGCCGUCGCUAUCUCCUGUGGAACCGGUGAAGAGAUUUUUCUCGAACAAGACAUUCCAGACCACUCGAAUCUUUCUUCAUUUGGGCCCGAUUUCACUCUAGACGUGAGGCCUUCCAUGCUGCUGAAUCGGAAUUCAAGCGAGGCCGUUUCUCAGGCUGUCGAUCGACUUCUUCGUCAAAUUGAUGACUAUUGUGCCUUUAACCGCGUUUAA